Messenger RNA from Gastrolobium bilobum, 4530 nucleotides. RefSeq names its product ABC transporter C family member 4-like. Gene Ontology annotation, cellular component: plant-type vacuole; vacuolar membrane. Bases 1 to 4530 code for a protein of 1509 amino acids. The transcript has 11 exons. The record is from RefSeq and is a predicted model, not a curated record. Lineage: Eukaryota; Viridiplantae; Streptophyta; Magnoliopsida; Fabales; Fabaceae. Gene Ontology annotation, biological process: transmembrane transport. Gene Ontology annotation, molecular function: ATP hydrolysis activity; ATP binding; ABC-type transporter activity.
AUGUCAUCCGAAUCUGCGUCUUGGAUCACCUCCCUCUCAUGUACAUCCCCGGUGAAGCAAAUUUCAGGGGAUACAUUUAUCUCAACUCUACCUCAAUGGCUGAGGUUUAUUUUUCUCUCUCCCUGUCCUCAGAGAGCUCUGUUGUCUACUGUUGAUGUCCUACUAUUGCUCAUUUUCUUUGUGUUUGCUGUCACCAAGCUCUUUAAAAGGUUCACCACCAAUGGAGGCUCCCACAAUGACCUCAACAAGCCGCUUAUCAGAAAUAACAGGUCUUCUUACUUGACAACUAUUUGGUUUAAGUUAACUUUGACUGCAACGGUUGUUUUGGCCAUUUUGUACACGGUUGCUUCCAUUCUGGUAUUUAGCAGUUGCCCCAAGAUGCCAUGGAUGCAAGUUGAUGGAGUGUUUUGGUUAGUCCAGGCCAUAACUCAUGCAAUACUUGCAAUCUUAAUCAUCCACGAGAAAAGAUUUGAAGCUGUUGCACACCCACUAUGGCUUCGAGUUUAUUGGAUUGCAAAUUUCAUUUUCAUUUCAUUCUUCACAGCGUCUGGAGUUAUUCGUUUGGUCUAUGUGGAUGUGGACGAAACCAAAGAUUUCAUCUUUAAGGUGGAUGACGUGGUCUCUUUCAUUUCAUUUCCUUUGUCUCUAUUUCUUCUUUUUGUUGCGGUUAAAGGAUCCACUGGCAUUUUGUCGGCAGCAAAAACAGAACCACUUAUUGAUGAGGAAACGAAGCUAUAUGAUGAUGCUCUGAGUAAAUCUGAGGUUACUGGCUUUGCUUCAGCUUCUAUAGUUUCCAAGGCAUUUUGGAUUUGGAUAAAUCCUUUAUUGAAUAAAGGGUACAAGUCGCCGUUGAAGAUUGAUGAGAUUCCAACACUUUCCCCUGAGCAUAGAGCUGAGAGGAUGUUAUCUCUCUUUGAAUCUAAAUGGCCCAAAUCAAACGAGAGUUCGAAGCAUCCAGUUCGAAUCACUUUGCUUCGAUGCUUCUGGAAGGAGUUAGCCUUCAUUGCAUUCCUUUCCAUUGUUAGACUCUCUGUCAUGUUUGUAGGACCGAUUCUCAUACAAAGUUUUAUUGAUUUCACUUCAGGGAAGAGAGGGUCUGUAUAUGAAGGGUACUACCUCGUGUUGAUUCUCCUCGUUGCUAAAUUCAUAGAAGUCUUGUCCACUCACCAUUACUACUUCAAUGCUCAGAAGCUUGGGAUGCUUAUCCGAAGCAGUGUCAUUCCUUCUUUGUACAAGAAGGGGUUAAUGCUAUCAUGCUCUGCUCGGCAGGAUCAUGGAGUAGGGACCAUUGUGAAUUACAUGGCUGUUGAUACCCAACAACUCUCUGAUAUGAUGAUGCAGUUACAUGCUCUGUGGUUAAUGCCACUUCAACUUGGUAUUGGCUUAUUACUGCUUUACAAUUGUUUAGGUGCCUCAGCAGUAACGGCGAUCCUUGGACUUGUUGGUGUUCUUGUGUUUGUUGUGAUUGCUACACGUAGAAACAACAGUUUCCAGUUGAAUGUGAUGAAGAACCGUGACUCGAGAAUGAAAGCCGUGAAUGAGAUGCUUAAUUACAUGCGCGUGAUCAAGUUUCAGGCUUGGGAAGAACAUUUCAACGGGAAGAUUAUGGGUUUCCGUGAGUCAGAGUUCAGUUGGCUUUCCAAGUUGAUGUUCUCAAUUUGUGGCAAUACUGUUGUGAUGUGGAGCACACCAUUAUUGAUAUCAACUCUAACGUUUGGUACGGCUAUUUUGCUGGGAGUUCCACUUGAUGCAGCUACUGUCUUCACCGCAACAACUGUGUUCAAGAUCUUGCAGGAACCUAUUAGGGCAUUCCCACAGGCUAUGAUAUCUAUUUCACAAGCAAUGAUAUCACUGGAGAGGUUAGAUAAUUUCAUGUUGAGCAGGGAAUUGUCGAAUGAUUCGGUUGAGAGAGAUGAAGGCUGUGGUGAACAAACAGCUGUGGAGAUAAAAAAUGGGACCUUUAGUUGGAAUGAUGAUGACCUGCAACAGGACUUGAAAAAUAUUAAUUUGAAGAUAAAAAAGGGAGAGCUUACAGCAAUUGUUGGUACUGUGGGGUCGGGAAAAUCAUCUCUCGUCGCAUCAAUUCUUGGUGAGAUGAGCAAAAUUUCUGGAAAGGUUCAGGUUUGUGGGAGUGUUGCUUAUGUUUCACAAACAUCUUGGAUUCAGAAUGGGACCAUUGAAGAAAACAUUCUGUUUGGUUUGCCGAUGGACAGAUAUAAGUAUAAUGAAGUUAUCAGGGUGUGUUCUUUGGAGAAAGAUUUGGAAAUGAUGGAUUAUGGGGAUCAGACAGAGAUUGGUGAGCGUGGCAUCAACCUAAGUGGAGGCCAGAAGCAGCGAAUACAACUUGCGAGGGCUAUAUAUCAAGACUGUGAUAUAUAUCUUCUUGACGAUGUCUUCAGUGCUGUUGAUGCUCACACUGGCUCUGAAAUAUUUAAGGAAUGCGUGAGGGGAGCUCUAAAAGGCAAGACUAUUAUUCUUGUAACACACCAAGUAGAUUUCCUACAUAAUGUAGAUCUUAUAUUAGUGAUGAGGGAUGGCAUGAUAGUUCAAUCAGGGAAGUACAAUGAUAUACUAGAUUCUGGAAUGGAUUUUAAAGCUCUGGUGGCUGCACAUGAGACCUCUAUGGAACUAGUAGAGCAGGGUGUGGUCCUACCCGGUGAAAAUUUGAAAAAAUCAAAGAAAUCUCUAGAGGCUGGCAUGAAAAGUAAUGGUGAAAGCAAUUCUCUUGACCAGCCCGAGCCUGGCAUGAAAAGUUCUAAACUCAUCAAAGAAGAGGAGAGAGAAACUGGCAAAGUGAGCUUACAUGAGUAUAAACUCUACUGCACUGAGGCUUUUGGAUGGUGGGGCAUUUCAGGAGUAUUGCUUUUUUCUUUGUUAUGGCAAGGGUCUAUGAUGGCAAGUGAUUAUUGGCUGGCAUAUGAAACCUCAGAAAAGCGUGCUGAAGUGUUUAACCCUUCUCAGUUUAUUUCUAUUUAUGCAAUUAUUGCCUUUGUUUCGGUCAUUUUGAUUGUGAUAAGAUCCUACUCCUUUACAUUAUUGGGGCUAAAGACAGCACAAAUUUUCUUUACACAAAUUCUUCGUAGCAUCUUGCAUGCACCUAUGUCUUUCUUUGACACGACACCAUCUGGGAGAAUUCUAAGUAGGGCAUCCACCGAUCAGGCUAAUGUUGAUGUCCUUCUCCCAUUGUACAUGGCAUUUGUUAUUGCCUUGUACAUUACACUUCUCAGCAUCUUCAUCGUCACCUGUCAAAAUUCUUGGCCAACAGCGUUCUUGAUAAUUCCUUUUGUUUGGUUGAGUAUAUGGUACCGGGGUUACUAUCUUACUUCAUCUCGUGAAUUAACUCGACUGGAUUCAAUUACCAAAGCUCCUGUUAUUCAUCACUUCUCUGAAAGCAUUGCAGGGGUCAUGACAAUCCGCGCGUUCAGAAAACAAAACAAAUUUUGUGAAGAAAAUCGCGAACGGGUGAAUGCUAAUUUGCGAAUGGAUUUCCACAACUACAGUUCCAAUGAGUGGUUGGGAUUUCGCUUAGAAUUCCUUGGAAGCUUAAUCUUGUGCAUUUCUGCAAUGUUCAUGAUCAUCUUACCUAGCAGUAUCAUAAAGCCAGAAAAUGUUGGUUUAUCUCUCUCUUAUGGGUUGUCCUUAAAUGGCGUCUUGUUCUUGGUUGUAUUCAUGAGCUGUUACGUGGAAAACAAAAUGAUAUCUGUUGAGAGGAUAAAGCAGUUUACAAAUAUUCCAUCGGAGCCAGCAUGGAAAAUUAAGGAUCGUCUGCCUCCUUUAAAUUGGCCAGGUCAAGGCAAUGUAGAUAUCAAAGACUUGCAGGUCAGAUAUCGUCCAAACACUCCUCUGGUUCUUAAAGGCAUUACUUUAAGCAUUAAUGGAGGAGAAAAGAUUGGUGUUGUUGGUCGAACUGGGAGUGGAAAAUCAACUUUAAUUCAAGUGUUCUUUAGGCUGGUGGAACCUUCAGGAGGGAAAAUAAUAGUUGAUAGUAUUGACAUAUCCGUCUUAGGUCUUCAUGAUCUUAGAUCUCGGUUUGGUAUCAUUCCUCAGGAGCCUGUCCUUUUUGAAGGAACUGUCAGAAGCAACAUUGAUCCUACUGGACAGUAUACAGAUGAAGAGAUAUGGAAGAGCUUGGAACGUUGUCAACUAAAAGAUGCUGUGGUUUCUAAGCCUGAAAAGCUUGACUCUUUAGUGGUGGAUAAUGGAGAGAACUGGAGUGUGGGGCAGAGACAGUUGCUUUGUCUGGGGCGGGUUAUGCUUAAGCGAAGCAAGCUCUUGUUUAUGGAUGAGGCAACUGCUUCUGUUGAUUCUCAAACUGAUGGUGUAAUUCAAAAGAUCAUUAGAGAGGACUUUGCAGCCUGUACCAUAAUCAGCAUUGCUCACAGAAUACCAACAGUCAUGGAUUGUGAUAGAGUUUUAGUCGUAGAUGCAGGGCAAGCGAAAGAAUUUGAUAAGCCCUCCAACUUGCUUCAAGGGACAUCUCUCUUUGGGGAAUUAGUUCAAGAGUAUGCCAACCGCUCCACCGGAAUAUAA